CUCUUCAUUAUUGCUCUGUGCUUGCUUUCAUUUUUUGGUGAUACUAAUAAAAAAUCAAAUUGGAGUCUGUUUUGAUUUUUGCAGUUUUUACCUUUCUUGUUAGGGUUUCAAAGGAAUGGAAUUGACUAUACAUAAGCUGGGAGGCUAGUAGUAUUUUUUACCUAUUUUUUGCUAUUUUAAUUUCCCAUUUUUGAUUGAUAAAAAUUCCCAUUCCCAUAGAAGGGACUGUGUCUGUGAGUCAAUCUGUCUACCAACCUUCCAUUAAAUAUUUCUACAUUAUUUUUUUUCUCUAUUUCUUUUCCACCUCUCUCUCUGAUCUCUCUCUCAUAAGUCAUAAACAUAAACACAUCAGAUUUGUUUCAUCCCUUUUUUAGGCAUAUUUCUUUUUCCACCUCAAACCAAAAGGCUCUCUGGGUAUUUUCCAUAUUUGUAAGCAUCCACACUGCAAUAACUUUGAUUUCACAUUCUUGUUUCCACAAAAAUCCACUUAUUUUUGGAAAAUUCUUCCAAAACUUUUUUCUUUGCCACUCCUCCACAUAGUUAUCCUCACACAAUUUUCCCCAAAACCACCACUACUUGUUUCAGUUUCAAUCUUUGAUUUUUCACAAAUUUUGAGAGAAAAAUGGUGAGAGGAAAGACACAGAUGAGGCGCAUAGAGAACGCGACAAGCAGGCAAGUGACGUUCUCGAAGAGGAGAAAUGGGCUGCUGAAGAAGGCCUUCGAGCUCUCGGUUCUGUGCGAUGCUGAGGUGGCACUCAUCAUCUUCUCCCCUAGAGGGAAGCUUCAUGAAUUCGCUAGCUCAAGCAUGCACGAGACGAUCCAGCGUUAUCAGAAGCAUACUAAAGAUAGUCAAGCCAACCAUCCCCCUUCGGAGCACACUAUGCAGAAUUUGAAACACGAAGCAGCCGCCAUGAUGAAGAAAAUCGAGCAGCUAGAAACAGCAAAGCGGAAGCUACUUGGUGAAGGUUUAGGUUCGUGCACCAUCGAGGAGCUGCAGCAGCUCGAGCAGCAACUGGAGCGCAGCGUAACCACCAUUCGUGGAAGAAAGAUGCAAGUAUACAAGCAGCAGAUCGAGCGUUUGAAGGAAAAGGAGAAAGCCCUCUGUGCUGAAAACGCAAUGCUGUGUGACAAGUUUGGACUACAAACAUGGAGUGGAGCAGGAUCGAACGAGGAGAGGGCCGUUGCGCCAUCUGCAGAGAUCAGUGAGGUCUCGGAUGUGGAGACAGAGUUGUUCAUAGGGUUGCCUGAGACGAGGCAUAAGCGCCAUUAGCUAGUAAUAUGUGCCUACUGUGUCUGUUAACCACAUUGACUCUUUUUUGGCUGCGAUGGAUUAUUGUAUUGUAUAUGCACAAGACAACUUAUUUCUGACA
Salvia splendens (bonfire salvia) is the source of this 1370-nucleotide messenger RNA. RefSeq names its product MADS-box protein SOC1. The transcript has 8 exons. Bases 623 to 1270 code for a protein of 215 amino acids. The record is from RefSeq and is a predicted model, not a curated record. Lineage: Eukaryota; Viridiplantae; Streptophyta; Magnoliopsida; Lamiales; Lamiaceae. Gene Ontology annotation, molecular function: RNA polymerase II transcription regulatory region sequence-specific DNA binding; DNA-binding transcription factor activity; protein dimerization activity. Gene Ontology annotation, biological process: positive regulation of transcription by RNA polymerase II. Gene Ontology annotation, cellular component: nucleus.